Messenger RNA from Hyalella azteca, 3814 nucleotides. Its product is annotated as triadin. The record is from RefSeq and is a predicted model, not a curated record. The transcript is spliced from 3 exons. The coding region runs from base 127 to 2298 and encodes 723 amino acids. NCBI's taxonomy places the organism in Eukaryota, Metazoa, Arthropoda, Malacostraca, Amphipoda, Hyalellidae.
GGCAGGAGGUUGUUCGCUUCCAAACGAGUCGCCGAAGAGACGUCGGACUGCAAGGUUCUCGCAUCGCUACCAUCCCCGCUCGUUCUUGAGAUAAAUCUACGCUUUCUGAUCCCAAUUGAGAUCAACAUGAAGCAUAACGUGAAGUCCCUGCUACUGUUACUUCUAGUGGCAUCUGCCUGUGCCAGUCCUAUUCCCCAAGGGUCGGUCGCCUCGUCGAAGCCAAAAGAGUCUUCGGUCUCAGCUACUGUCGUUGGGCGGAAUAAUGCCAUCAAAAAUGAAGUGGUAGUUGAAAAAGUCAAUGCGACAACACAGGGUAACAAUGAAAAAGCUGAACCUGUAACAAAACUAGAGACAAAAGCCGAAGUUUCACAAACCAAAAAACCUGAGGUUCAGAAACCACAAGCUACUGAAGAUCCCAAAAUAGUCGCGGUUGCCGAAGACGUUCCAAGUGCAGGCGCUGAAAUUCCACCAACUGAAAUUGCUGACAAAGUAUCUGUGGAGCAGAGUAAUGUGGAUGAAGACACUACAUCUGCCCCUACUGAAAAUGACAUCCCGAUUCGCAAAGAAUCAACCGAUGCCAAGAAAAAUGAAACCAGUGAUCCUGUAAUCAAAAUUCUGGCUGACGCUUUAGUAGCUAAGAAGGAAUCGCAAAAAGUUAAAGACCAAGAAGUAAAUUUUCCUGAUCAAGAAGUGACUGAAAAUACUCCAGUUGAUAGAGAAGAAGCUGUUACAGAGAUUUUUGAUCUCAGAGAUGAAGAUGUAACAGAUAAACCAAUCGAAGAGGCAGUGGAAGAAAAAAUUUCCAGUCACACUCUUUUCAGAAGCGAGUCCGUUGACGAUGAAUCAGAUACUACAACUCCCUCCCCAGAAACCAACCCCAAAUCAGCCUCGGAAAAAGAAGUUGCAGUUGAUGAGAUUGAGACAACAACUCUACAGCCUGAGGGAGAAAAAGAGAUUGAAACUGCGGCAAGUGGAACACAGGGAGUGAGAAUUAAUUCAAAAAAUUUCGACAAAUCCGAGUUACAGAUCGAUCAGGAACAAGACGCGACAACAAUCAUCCCAGAAGUCCUCCGAGACGAGUCAGAUGAUGGAGUGACAGAUAUUCCUGUUGAGGAAGAAGCCAAUGAAGAAGAUGUGAGCUUCAAAUUCGCUGCCCCAAUUGAAAUAGUUGAGGUCAGCGACUCUGGUGCAUCAGAUCUCGUAUUUAAAGAUAGUGCACCUAUUGAGAUAGUCGAAAUAACUGAAACCCCCGAACCUGUAGAGUCAGGGAUCGUUCCUGAAAAAAGUGCCGAUGUUAAGUCGGCAUCAGAUGCGGAGGUAUCCGAAACCACUGAGGCUCAACCCCAAGUCAUUGAAAAGGUGGCACUAGAGGAUAAAUCAAAAGUUGAAUCAAGUUCAGAUACAGAGGAAGAAGCUACCAUUGAAGUUUCGAAAGUCUUGGGAGCCGACGUAAUCCAAGAAAAUUCUCAAGAUGAAGACAAAUUGGGAUCCAAGGUACAACCUCAGGAGGAAGAGAAACCGAUUGCAUCCAAAACUCAGCCUGCCAGCGAUGGCGACUACUGGGCUCGAAUGAGAGACACUCCAAGCUCUGGAAUAAAUUCGUCGGAGCCCUCCACUGCUGUUGCGUCAGAAGAACCUACGAUCCCAGAGGCUGAAGCCACGACUCAGCGGUCACCAGACGAUAACUCUCAGGAUGCUGUCGAAAGAGACCAAACCGUCGAGAAAGAGACAUCAUCUACUGUUGUAGAAGAUGGGGUAAAGGACGAAAUUGUUAAAGAUGAGGCUAAAAUUGAAGCCGGGAAUGAUAGUAUCAAGAAAGUUGAGGACGAGCUUGAAAAAAUCGUUAAAGGAGUAGCGAAAGCUGAUACUGUUGUUACUGUCAAAGAUGUUGGAGAAAAAGAGAUCGUAAAAGAAGAUGCCAAAAAAACCGAAGAGAUCAUAAAAGAAGCAGAGAAAAAACCCGAAGAGAUCAUAAAAGAAGCAGAGAAAAAACCCGAAGAGGCCGUAAAAGAAGCAGAGAAAAAAUCCGAUGAGGCUGUAAAAGAAGCAGAGAAAAAACCCGGAGAACCCGGUAAAGAAGCUGAGAAAAAACCCGAAGAGGCCGGAAAAGAAGCAGAGAAAAAACCCGAAGAGGCCGUAGAAGAAGCAGAGAAGAAACCCGAAGAAGUCAAGGAGUCCCCUAAUGAAAAUCAAAAGGUCGUAGCUGUAAAUUCACAAAGAUCGCAAACUGAUCCUCUACAAGAAGGAAACCAGGUCCAGUUCCAGGAGGACAACAGCCUGCAGAGGAGGCUCGUGUGAUCUUCCGGAUCUGCCUGCAAAUGAUCUGCCGUAUCUGCCAGCAAUAUGUGAACGGUGAUCGUGAAUUAUUUAAUGCUAGUUUGAUUGGAAGUUACUUCUGCCAUUGACAAUAUUACUUUAUAGUCUUAUGAGCUUUUGUUCGAUGAGGAUCGACCGUAUAAAGUGAGACAUCAUCAGUUCAAUUGGCUGGAAUUGAUGUAACAUAAGAUUUUCCCGUAUAUUACAGGAAAGUGCUAUAGAUAAUCUGUUCAUGUUCGAAGCUGGUGAAAUUGAGCUUUAUUUUGAUAAUUCAUUGGAAAAUUCAAACCGAAACAAACGUACAUUCCAAAUCAAAAUAUCUUAUUUAAAUUCUGCGAAAAUUCAAGGUUCUAAUAUUACAUGCCCGGAUCAACUUCGUGAUAAAACUAUCGAAAAUUUUUCACUAAAAUAAAACCGGAGAACUUUUUAAAGAGAAAGAAUUAAAUUUCAACUUUCAUGAGGUAUAAAUUCUCGACAUUAAGCCAUACUGUCGAUUUUACUCAAUUUUAGGUUUGAAGUUUUUUGUUAACUAAUUUAUGGAUAUUGAGAUUUUGAAUGCAGUCAAAGCGGAACUUGUUGCGUAUGACCACUAAUCAAGUUGGAUACCUUGUAUUUCAUUUAUUUACAAGAACUGCUAGAAAUUUAUGUUUCAUACAGAAAUCUUGACAGAUAUGAUGAUGAUUACGGAUAUAUUUCAUCUUGAAAUAAAUGUGGUUAUUUCGUUAAAGAUGAACGUUGAAAACUUGCAUUAUAAUUCCUCAAAAUAUCAAGUUUGUUGCAAAUCAUUGACACCACUUUAUACCUUACUCUAUAUUCAUGUUUCACCACCAAAAUAGAGUGAAAAUAAUAAUUCUGUGCAUGCGCUUUCAUUCAUUUCAAUACAUCUUAUCGCUAAAUUGUAGACAUGAUUUAGAAUUAUAUUGAAGCUUAUGAUUUAGUAACUUAGAAGUGCCAAAUCAAUUUCCAAAUUUGUUAUAUUUCAGAUCUGCGUCAGUGUCUAUGCUCUCAUCUGUCAAUAUCCCUGUCCUAUAGCUUGAGAGGUUGUGUCAGAGAAAACCUUCGCUUCUUUCACUAUUGUAAAGAAGGAAAGAAACGGCUACCAACAUGCCACAUUCUCAUCAACAGAAUUGUGUAGGUAUUAUGUAUACAAUAGUGCUAUGUUACCGUGCACUAUUGCUGCAAUUGUGUUAUAGAAUAGUGCACUGUUGCUGCAUUGCCUUGAAUUUCACGCAUACUAAAUUAACUUUGAAUAAUUGAUCGGUUUAGAAGUGUUACGUUAAUUGAUCGUUUCUUUAAUUGAUCGUUUCGUUAAUUGAUCGUUUCGUUAAUUGAUAAUUGAUCUUGUUUUUUCCUAUGAUUAAUAUCGUAGUUCGUAGUUUGUUGGAGCAUUUUCUUCGUGUGUAUUCGAACGUGCUCAUUUUUCGGGCAUUUAAUUAUUCUCAAAAUUUAUUUAUUUACUCAAUACAAUAUUCUUGAAAUACAUGAGAGAAAAUGUGAA